CUCUCGAGCGUCCCUUUACGCCUUAACAACCCAUGAACUCAGUCUCCCAUCUCCCGUACCCACACGCAGAAUCUUCGCUGCAUAACCACCUCGCUCCCAUCGACGCCGAGUAUAGAAAGGUCAUGCUGUCCGCCAUGCAGGUCCUUGACCAGCCACCUCCGCCUAGCCUCAGAGAAAUUCUGGGUGCCUAUAAAGCUAAAGGCGACGGUGACCGAGACAUGCUCAUAGCUAUGUUAAACGCCAAAAGUGCAGAAGAUCAGAGGAUUGCGUCUGUUGCUGCAUUGCAUAAGACAGCCCUUGAGAUGUCCGUGCACGACAUUAAGCCUCAAUACCCGCCACACCCACCCUCAUCCCAUGCGAAUGGAGCAAGACAUCACCGUUACCCCAGUGACCUCAGCAGUGGUCGCGCGUCUCCCGGCCAUGUCCAAGAGCUUCCUUCAAUGACUGUCCAACCUCCACGCAAACGCCAACGAUCGUCACGUUCUCCUUCACGGCGUGACGUCCAGCCACCUCACACGUCUCUGCGUGAUCUACCGCCCUCACCCUAUUCCGCCCGCAGCAACUCUGAAGAAUACUCUCCACGUUCACGAGCAUCUAUGGCGAUUGGUUCUUUGCUGUCGACAGGCGGGAGCCGAGAGAAUGGGGAGGAAAGACAACCAACACCUCCAUCAGCGCCCCAGUAGGUGUGGUGCUAUGCCCACAUUUAUUUAUUCAUCUCAUUCGCUGUAUGUUUACUGUCAGUAUUACUCUCGCAUACCUGUCGCACUUCGUUGUACUCCUCUCCAUCCAUGGUAGCCCCACGCAUUUUAGUGUAGUAAUUCUCAUGGGUAACUGGCCCUAAACGCUUUCCGGAUAUUUUCAGCCACUAGUUCUUGGCGGUUACAAGAGUGCCAUCAAUAUUAUU
Messenger RNA from Coniophora puteana RWD-64-598 SS2, 904 nucleotides. RefSeq lists its product as uncharacterized. The coding region runs from base 33 to 683 and encodes 216 amino acids. The transcript has 3 exons. The record is from RefSeq and is a predicted model, not a curated record. NCBI's taxonomy places the organism in Eukaryota, Fungi, Basidiomycota, Agaricomycetes, Boletales, Coniophoraceae.